Molecule: messenger RNA, 1711 nt
Organism: Myotis brandtii (Brandt's bat)
Lineage: Eukaryota; Metazoa; Chordata; Mammalia; Chiroptera; Vespertilionidae
Gene: NPFF
Product: neuropeptide FF-amide peptide precursor
Exons: 3
Coding region: 1299-1643 (114 amino acids)
Biological process (GO): excitatory postsynaptic potential
Cellular component (GO): dendrite; axon terminus; perikaryon
Molecular function (GO): neuropeptide hormone activity; G protein-coupled receptor binding
Source: RefSeq, a predicted model, not a curated record
UCCCGGGACUCGGGGGUGUCAGCUCCUCACAGCUAACGUUCUGAGGUCGCUUGCUCUGUCAGAUCCUCUACUGAAUGGAUGACCAAAAGUGGCUCAAAUAAUGCUCGUCCUAGGAAGCAGUUUUUCAUGUCGCCAUGUUCUGGGUGAAGAAACGGCAGGUUAGAGGUAGACAGCUUGCCAGGCCGGGCACAGGCUCUUUACAUCAUGGCACCUCUCCAGGCUGGUACAGAACUAUUGGAGGGUGUGGAGGGAGGGAUCCUAGGAUCGGAAAGGAAAGGGCACCAGGUGACUUGAAGGACCCCUUCCUGAGAAGCAGGUAUUUCCCAAGGCUGGAUUCUAGUCUAGCACCCCAGUAGGUCAGUGCCAGGCGGAGGCGGGGUGACUAGAGUGAAGUGGACAAAAUCAUAGUCCAGCCCCUGGAUUCUGUCCCUGCCUGUCUGGAACUCCGUAGAAUCAGGGCCCUAGGCACCUCCAUCCACCUGGUCCUUCAAAGAGCUCUAGUCCAGAGAAGGAAAUGGCUGGGCCUGACAAUGUGGAGCUGUGGCCACAGGGUGGCAGCAGUGCCUCAGCUGCGGGGAUGGCUCCCGAGCUCCAGGUGAGGCAGGUCCUAAGCAAGCAGUUGCCCUCUAGUGAGGAGGGGGUCCGUCUACAAAGAUUUGAAGCACUCCCCACUCUGUGAGCUCCCCACUUUCGUUUUGUUCCCUUCUGCAUCUCAUUUUCCUAUCCACAGGCAAAUCUCAGAGUAGUGGCUCUGAGAGGCACAUAUGCAGGGGUGUGGAUGGGCUGGGUGACCCUGGCUGCAGCCAUUAGGGGAGGGACCCUGGCUGGGUCAUCCCGGCCAACUCUGACCCUAACUCUUCUCCCCACUCCCUCUGUUCCAGGACACAAUGCCUAGCCCUUCCUGACAGGGCUUUCUUUAUGCUUUUAUUCUACAAGUUAGAAAAGAGAGGAGGUGGUGAUCAAUUGGAGCUCUCCAACCUGUUGAGGGAUUGGGGGUUCUUAAAGGCCCCCCAGGGCCUGGCGCUGACAAAGCAUCUGCAAUUAAUGAUGCUUCUCAAGCUCUGGAGACAGGAUUUAUGCAUCUAAUAAAGUCUGUAAUUCCAGGCUUAGGGGCUAGGGCCGGAGGCUGAGAGCAGGAAGUCCCGGAGGGGCCAUGGGAGGGGAUCUCAGGGGCUCUUAAUGGAGCCGUGCAUUUCCAUUGCCUGCUCUAGAUUCCCCCUCCAGCUGCGGUGGGGGUGGCGGGCAGGGGGACAGCAGGUAUAAGAGGCAGAUGUGGCCGGAGGAAGGCAGAUGACAGCAUGGAUUCCAGGCAGGCAGCAGUGCUACUGCUGGUGCUGCUUUUCAUAACAGACUGGGGCCACGCUGAAGGACCAGGGGGCCAGGGUGGAGAUCACAUCUUCCUGGAGGAAGACACCGGACCCCGCACGCCACAGGAUGCCGAGGCCCCUGCGUCACUCUUACUCUCCCUGCUCCAGGCCAUGCAGAGACCCGGCCGGAGCCCAGCCUUCCCGUUUCAGCCCCAAAGGUUUGGCAGAAAUACCCAGGGCUCCGGGAGCAAUGACCGGCUGAGUACCCGAGCUGGGGAGGGGCUGAGCGCCCCGUUCUGGAGUCUGGCUGCCCCUCAGCGCUUUGGGAAGAAGUGACAUGUCAUCUCUUGAUCCAUCUGCAUGCAAGGCCCACACCCAAAGUGCCAUGUAUCUCCCCCCCCCCC